AAGAAAAGAGGGGCCUCCGCCACUACUUUUGUCAAUGAAACCCAUCUAACUUCCGUGCUGUCCUCACUUCCCAUUGACUCUCAUCUACCUCCUCGUCAGUUUUCACACAUCAAGCCUCCCGAUUGUGAUUGCAAGACAUCUACUUAUAUAAUGAUUAUAUCUUUACCAUUGCUAAUGAGCAUGAUCCUGCACACCAAGUAAACCUACACCUCUGGGUGGUGUCGGCAACAACAACGAGAGAAGUUUCUGCAGGUUAAAUUAUUGAUCAGUCAUGGCAGAGAUGGUGAGUUCUGCCAUUGUUGGGGAGACAGUGAAUAGAAUCAUGUCAAGUAUUACUGGCAAGGACGAAGAGAAGUCUAAGGAAAAAGAAAACAUAGAAAGGUUGGAGAUGGCACACAUCAAGAUGGAGGCUGUGCUCCAAGUAUCUGACCGAUGGCAAAUCACCGAGGUGCCACUGCUACGGUGGCGGAGCAAACUUAAGCGCGCUGCUCAGGAAUGCGACGACACUCUGGUAAAAUGCAAGCAGCGUGCCCUGGAAGACGAAGAGGCGAGGCUGCGGGUGAGCCAGUCCUCAUUCCCCAAACGGAUUGCCCAUGCUACCAAGUCGUUGAUAUCUUCUUUCAUUGGAUUUAAUGAUGAGUCAAGCAGGAGCUCUGCUAGUGUCCGAAGAUUCGAGAGGUACGCAAAUGGUGCAAAUGAAUUUCUGAAGACUGUCGAGUGUGGUGGAACGCCAAUGAGGUACACCUUCUUCAUCAACCCUAUCAUCAGACACCUUUUUACAGGGAAGUCUUUAAGGUACCAAGCAUUUCAGGAAGACAAGCUUUUCUACCUAAGCAUACGACCCGUAAGCUCUGCAGAGCGUGGCGUAGAGGCAAUGGUAGGUUUCGCUUGCCAAGACUUCAAGGAGCCUACAAAGGGUUUCUACUUAGCAUGCAUGCUGCGUCUCUCUGAAAGCACUGACAUAUUUGACGUCAUAAUCAAGUGCGUGCAGCCAGUCGCACCCCACUUCAAGUUUGCAGCUGAAGGUAUCAGGAGAGGGCUCAUUCAACUGCCUAUCCAAGAUUUUACCUGGGACUCUCCUUACGGGGAAAGCGAGUUUUGGGCCAAUGUCCACAACACUCUGACAAAAUGGCACCGUCCAAAUCCACUCUGUUGCAAUGAGCAUGGUCAUCAUCGGAUCUCUUCUUCUAGCUCCAGCAACACAACGGCAUCAUCAUCAUGGCUGUUGUCAAAUAUAUUUCCAGAAGAGGUUAUCAACGUGCUUCUGAAGUGGCAUGUCCCGCUAUCUGAUCAGGGCACAAACAAUACAAGUUCAACUUCUGUACAUGGAGGAAGUAGAAGUAUUUCUCAUAAUUCAGAUAUCCCUACUCUGAAGAUAGGAGUUUUGGUCAUGCCCCAUGAAUCUUCAGACGACAUAGACCCUGCAGCCGAUAGCUACGCUUUGGAGGUCAUUGAUGGAGAGGAACAAGGAAUCAUACACGCCAAUGCACACCUGCAGGACUUGGGUGAGAAGUUACUGCCAAAGGCCGCAGAUUACCUUCAUCAGAAUUCUGAAUCGGAGUUGUACCAAUUGUCUUUGAAGUCUAGGCAUGGCACUGCUCACAUUUGUUUGGAGAAGGCAAGCAUACGAAUCCAAUCGGCUGCGAUGGUUAAGAGUGAAGCCGCAAGACGUGCUCAGCAGGACAAAAGCGCAACUCUACAGCAAGACAUGGAGCGAUGGAAGCAGAUAUCUGGUGACCUGCUGAAGUUAUGGGUUGUGCGUGGAUCCGACAAGCUGCAAGGUCUCACUCAUGGCCACUCACAACUUGGCCUAGAUACUGGCUCUGUAUAUGCAUGAAGUUUUCUGAAGAUGAUGCUACCAACAGAUGUGUAGAAAUUAAUGUCGUCAGUCAAUGGCAGCCUUGUGCCACGUGGCAGUGAGACGACAUGGCAUCCUCCUAAUUCUAUCAAACCAUUAUCUUUUUUGUGAUGGACCAUGAUAAGUAUAUAUAGGUUUGUGUAAUAUUUGUAAGAUUGUAGUCAUCGUGUGUGUGCCAAAAAAUUUCUAUUGUACAUGUUCUA
This is a messenger RNA of Setaria italica (foxtail millet), 2061 nucleotides long. RefSeq lists its product as uncharacterized. The record is from RefSeq and is a predicted model, not a curated record. The transcript has 2 exons. The coding region runs from base 272 to 1837 and encodes 521 amino acids. Lineage: Eukaryota; Viridiplantae; Streptophyta; Magnoliopsida; Poales; Poaceae.